AUGAAGGGAGGUGGCGUCAUCAGGGCCGCCGGCGGAGGUGCCGGCGGCGCGGGUCUGAUGCGAACGCGACUGCGGCUUCCCGUGGUGCUCCUCUCCUGCUCCCUCUUCUUCCUCGCCGGCUUCUUCGGCUCGCUGCUCUUCACCCAGGAUCCGGAGGAGGCGGACAUGCCGGUGCCGAGGGAGCGGCUGCUGGAGACGGCGUGGCCUGAGAUGCCAUACGGCGAGUCCGGCGAGGCUGCGCCGUCCGUAAUCCCAUACCAGAUUUUGAGCUGGCAGCCUCGUGCUUUGUACUUUCCACAAUUUGCGACAUCAGAACAGUGUGAAAAUAUAGUAAAAACUGCAAAGGAGAGACUGAAGCCAUCAACAUUAGUCCUGAGGAAAGGAGAAACCGUGGAGAGUAAAAAAGGAAUCAGGACAAGUUCGGGAACAUUCCUCAUUGCUAAUGAAGACCCAACUAAAACCCUUGCAGAAAUCGAGAAGAAGAUUGCAAGGGCUACCAUGUUACCCCGAAAUCAUGGGGAGCCAUUUAAUGUCCUGCGGUAUAAUAUUGGACAAAGGUAUGCUUCGCAUUAUGACGCAUUUGACCCAGUCCAGUAUGGUCCACAAAAAAGUCAAAGGGUGGCAUCAUUCUUGCUUUAUCUCACGGAUGUCGAAGAAGGGGGAGAAACUAUGUUCCCAUACGAGAAUAGUGAGAAUAUGGAUAUAGGCUAUGACUAUGAAAAGUGCAUUGGCCUAAAGGUAAAACCAAGGAAGGGUGAUGGACUCUUGUUCUACUCCCUUAUGGUAAAUGGAACCAUUGACCGGACUUCACUUCAUGGUAGCUGCCCUGUCAUCAAGGGCGAGAAAUGGGUCGCCACAAAAUGGAUCAGAGACAAUAUAGUGUAG
Molecule: messenger RNA, 885 nt
Organism: Miscanthus lutarioriparius
Lineage: Eukaryota; Viridiplantae; Streptophyta; Magnoliopsida; Poales; Poaceae
Source: the annotation of a GenBank genome assembly